Messenger RNA from Acipenser ruthenus (sterlet), 3355 nucleotides. It is a transcript of the gene nherf1b, whose product is annotated as NHERF family PDZ scaffold protein 1b. The transcript has 6 exons. The coding region runs from base 345 to 1502 and encodes 385 amino acids. Gene Ontology annotation, biological process: protein localization to plasma membrane. Gene Ontology annotation, molecular function: protein-membrane adaptor activity; signaling receptor binding. Lineage: Eukaryota; Metazoa; Chordata; Actinopteri; Acipenseriformes; Acipenseridae. Gene Ontology annotation, cellular component: apical plasma membrane. The record is from RefSeq and is a predicted model, not a curated record.
UGACGCUUCGUUCCUUUAUAUACUCAAAGAGGUUAAUUUCAGCAGAUUGCAGGCGAUUGGACUGGGACUCUUAGGGAGUGUAAACUGAAAUACAACAAAGUUUUAAGAGGCAUCUGGUGAGCAAUCAGAAACACUUAACUCGCCGAGGCAUCUGCAGACGCCUACACAUUUUUUGUUUGGUUUCACGGAAAGUUAAUUUGUUUUUCAACGCAUUUUCUUGUUAAACAGUUCUACUGUUUUUUUUAGGUGGCUUAAAAAUUUCAUGAUAUAUUUUUGAGCUUUUAUUUUAUUGGUUUAUCACUAGAGUUUAGACUUCGUCCGGUGUAAAGUAUAUACUAAGGAGAAUGUCUAGCAACUCAGAAUCCCUUCGGCCAAGACUCUGCUCUCUGGAAAAAGGAGCAAACGGCUACGGCUUUCAUCUCCACGGCGAGAAAGGGAAGAUAGGCCAAUUCAUCCGGCUGGUCGAGCCGGACUCCGCGGCAGAGAAAUCGGGUCUGCGCGCUGGGGACCGGCUGGCGUUCGUCAAUGGCGUGAACGUAGAGAACGAGAGCCACCAGCAAGUGGUGUCGCGGAUAAAAGAGCAGACCACCGUGCUCAAACUCGUGGUGGUCGACCCGGAGACCGACGAGCUCCUCAAAAAACUGAAGCUUGUGUGCCUGGAAGAGUACGUGACCAGCGGCAUCCCCAACCCCAGCGAGCCCGAGAGAGAGACCGGGGAGAGCCGGCGCCAGGAGGAGGUGAUGUCGGAGGAAUCCGCUCCGGCGAAGGAGAGAAAUGGAGGGGCUGUGACUGGGAAGAAACUGAGUGUCAGCUCUGAUAAGGAGUUCAAGAGUGAGCACCGCCCCCGCCUGUGUAACAUCAAGAAGGGCUCCACUGGGUACGGCUUCAACCUCCACAGCGAGAAGGCUAAGCCAGGGCAGUACAUCAGAGCUGUGGAUCCUGACUCCCCGGCAGAGAGGGCCAGCCUACGGGCCCAGGACAGGAUUGUGGAGGUGAAUGGCAUGUCUGUGGAGGGGAAGCAGCACUCCGAGGUGGUGGCAGCAAUCAAGGCAGGCGGACAGGAGACCAGGCUGCUGGUAGUGGACCCGGAGACUGAGGAUUUCUUUAAGAGGUGCAGGGUGACUCCCACUGAGGCACACCUCACAGGUCCUUUACCAGAACCUGUUGUCAAUGGAGAUGUGGAAGAGAAGGCCAAUGGGAAGGUGGCUGAGGAAGCAAACUCCAAAGUCUCUGUAAGCCCCUCUCCUUCAAACGCUUCCUCGAACACCUCUGCUGGCAUGCCUACCAAUGAGGAAAAGCCAGCGGAGAGUGAGCUCACAGGCCCCGCCCCUGGCCUGCCCCUGCAAGAAGCCAAGGAGAGUGAGCUCACAGGCCCCGCCCCUGGCCUGCCUCUGGGCCUGUCUCUGCAGGAAGCCAAGGAACGCGCUCAUCAGAAACGCUCCAGCAAGCGGGCGCCAGCGAUGGACUGGAGCAAGAAGAAUGAGCUCUUCAGCAACUUGUAAACACCCAGCCGCUUCCCACUGUACUCUGGCUGUCUGUCCUUUUUUUUGUUUUUUUAUUUUAAACAAAUUAUAUAUUCUUUGACUUCUACUCCAAGGUUUAAAAAAACACCCUGAUUUUUACUUUAUUUAUCUAGUGGAGUAAAACAAAAUCUUAGGAUUAUUAAAAAAAAUAAAAUAAAAAAAUUAAUUACAGUAUUUCUACAAUGCAAAGUGUAUGAAAUUGUUGGAAGAUAAUAAUAGAACACACAAACAAUUAAAUGUAGUAUUUUUUGAAAGUAGGAUUUAAACAAAUGAGUUUCUGCUUCAUCCCCAUAUUGGACCAGAAUAAUAAUGCACAGCUACACCUGCUCAGCCAGUAACAUGGUCCAGACUGAGGAGUGCCUCUUCAGUGGAUUUUCUUGGAGGAGGCCGUUAGUCCUUCAGUUUCACGACCCUAUCUUUAACUGUUGUAUAGUACUCAAGUCUUUUGUUAUUUAGACUCUCUAUAAGAUUUUUGAUGUCCACCAGCGCUGUCAUAGUUAUCGUUUACAGGACAUUUCUUUCCACUAGAACCCCAGUCCCUGGGUGUAUCGCAGUGGCCUGCAUCAUUCCGGAACAGCAGGCUACUCUUCCUGAAUGACAUCUCUUCCCCCUCCCCCCUCCCCUCCCCUUUCCUAAAAUGAGAUGUGGCAGCUCAGUCGGGCUAUCCUGUGAAAUUAAUUUCUAUCAAUACCACUAGAAGGUUUUUAUGGUAAACAAAACCAAACCUCCCAAUAUUUAAGCUCCAUGUCUUAACUUGAUUUUGCCUUCUGUCAAUGGGGGUUAGAAUGGCUCUUAUCUGACAAUCAAAUCAUUGCAAUGCUGUUUUUAAUUGACCAAAACAGAGUCUGUGACACCAGUUGUCACAUUUGCAAGCUGUUGGAUUUUUCUAAGUAAUUUUGUAGUGCUGUACAUUGAAAAAAAAAAAAAAUUAUAUUUUAAAAGAUGUAUCUAUAUUCUUGCUUAUCUUGGCUUUCGUAUUAGUGAUGGAAGUUCAGUUGUCUAUAGUAGUAGUAAUAAUAAUAAUAAAUAAUAAUAAUAAUAAUAAUAAUGAUAAUAAUAAUAAUAAUAAUGAUGAGAUCUACAAUACUUUGUCUGAUUCAAUGUCUGUUGAGAUGGAGAAUCCUGCCAUCUGCAGGAGGAAAACAGUAUUGCAGUUUACAGGUUCUGACAUUUUUAAACCUGACACCUCUCAAAAUGGAGGAUUAAGGGCUACACCUUUUAGGGUCAAAUCUUUCUUUGAAUUAAUGAUGGGGGCUGUUCUUGUUCUCUCAGUGUUUUAUAUGCAGUUUUCAAAGAAAACAAAUUUGUGUUUAUUCAAUUCUUGCAUGGAGGCAAGGCACACCAAAGCAGCACCACCGCUGCUAUUCUGCUCUGAAGAAAUACCUUGAUGAAUUGAAUAGAAAGGCCUGUGCUGACCUCCUUGAAGGUCCAUUUGUGAGCCAGGGUGUGAGUAAGUCUUCCAGCAGCGGGGGUCUGUGCUUCAGUGUGGUUUAUCAGUGCACGUUGAUGUGUAACCCAGCUGUAAAUGGGUGCCUGGUUUAACUGGCAUUGCUUUCAAGGUUACAGCCUCCACUCGGGGGACAGGUCUUUACAUUUCAUAAGCUUUGACCUUUAAAGGGGUGUUUAGAAAUAACAAACAGCAUGUCGUGCUAAGAGGUGAUGCCUGCUGCUGUUGUGUAGGUCUGUGUUUGUGGGCAGACUGUGAAGGUCCCUGUGUACUGCUGUUUCCCUGGUCUGGUGUUUCCACUCGGAAAGGGUUCUGCUGUAAUGAGAAACUGGACGUGAUUCUGUGAAUUUCUGUUUAAAGAAUUUAAAAUAAACUAUUUUCCUCA